Molecule: messenger RNA, 1122 nt
Organism: Penicillium brevicompactum
Lineage: Eukaryota; Fungi; Ascomycota; Eurotiomycetes; Eurotiales; Aspergillaceae
Product: AIM24 family protein
Exons: 7
Coding region: 1-1122 (373 amino acids)
Biological process (GO): inner mitochondrial membrane organization
Cellular component (GO): mitochondrial inner membrane
Source: RefSeq, a predicted model, not a curated record
AUGCGUCUCCAAACCCGGACUUUGUCCUGGACUCGGGUGGUCCCUCGAGCCCACAGACAAACGCGAUGUAUCCAAAUUCGCGCGGCGCCCUCUGGGUCUUCGGCCAACGGCGACAGCCUGCCCCUCGCUAGCACGCCCAGCUCUGUUGAAUCUCGGGAUGCGCGAUUUGACGUUGUCGGUGCUCCGUACUCGCUCCUUUCGGUUUCGCUCUCCGCGUCGCAAAAUCUAUACACACGACGAGGAACAUUGGUCGGACUCAGCGGCAAGGCAGAUAAUGUUAUCUCGACCUUGAGCGUCCUGGAGCCCUUCCGCAGGGCCGUUGUUGGAGUGCCUUUUCUUUACCAAAAGGUCUCCUCCGCAACCCCCGUCACAGCUCUCGUUUCCGUUCGAUCACCCAAUACUUCGUUCGCUGUGGUGAACGUCAAUGGAUCAGUGGAUUGGAUGGUGGCUCAAAGACGGGCUUUGCUUGCAUGGACGGGCCGGUCUCUGUCUAUCAAGCCCACUAUUAAUGCAAACCUGAGUUUGUCUCAUUGGGGUAGCUCUGAAGUCACCGGCAGAGGUUUAAUAGCGCUGGUCGGCAACGGGCAGCUAUACUCUGUUGAAUUGAAGGAAGGAGAACAAUACAUUGCGCACCCCAGCAAUGUGCUUGCUUACACUAUGUCCUCCAACCCCCCUCGCCCCUACCGCUUCAAAUCCACCACCCUCAGCUUCCAAAUCCCCGGGCUGAAGCCUCUACCGAGACUUCUGCAGAACGCGAAGUUCAUUCGCGAUGUGUCUGAAUCCAAAGCAUACAAGAGCACCAUGCAGUUCUUCCACAAGCUGCGCACUUGGUCUCGAAUGACCAUCUGGGGAGACAGACUCUUCAUGCAAUUUGACGGCCCCACGACCAUCCUCGUGCAGUCCCGUGGACCUCGCAUCAACGAUGUGCUGUCCGCGCAAGAAGUGAACGAAAUCGCCAACGUGCCUCGCGGUCUCACUUCCGCCCCCUUCGAGGCCGAGAAGCCUGCCCGUGACAUGGCUGAGCUCACGCGCUCUGUCGAGCAAUUGGAGCAGGAUAUCCACGGUACCAGUCAGAGCGUCGAACAACUCCGCAAAGAUGGAAAGGAGGCUGGCCGCGAAUAA